GCGUUGCGCGUUCCUCAUUUCUUCGAAAAGUCACGUUUUUUUUGCCGGUGCACGUUCCUCGUUGCCGCCGUGACAUUCACAUCGUCCUCAACGAGACGGCCUUUUCUAUUCCCCACUCCCUCCCCAACCGGCUGGUGUAGCCGGCAUGUCGAUGGACGACCAAAGACAGCACUUUCACGUCGUCAUCCGCGAGAGCCAGGCGGUGGAGGUUGUCGUGCCCCUGCCUUUCUUCUGUAAACCGCUCGCGGCCUCCAUUCGCCCCUACGGCGGUGGCGAGGCGGGCCUCUUGGCCUCCUACUACGACCCGGAGCAACAUGCGUGGGUGGUGCGUCAGCUGCCGUUGCACGAGUCGUGGCCACACCACCCUCCUCCGCUGCUCGUCGUGCGUGUGGUGACGUUGGUCGACCCGACCAAUCUAUACGAACUGCGCGUAGCACUGGCCAGCGUGUUGGACGGGAUCGCGAACGACGACCUGUAUGCCCUGCAACGCCGCUCGCAGCUGUACGGGCUGUUUGUCGAAGAGCACCUGGCGGAUAAGUCGGGUGCCACCUUGCAGGCCGCUGCUGUGCAGGGGCAGCUGCCUCACCUUAGCGAGGCCGUUUCCCUCGCCGCUCCUCUGGAGGUGAUGGAGGGGUUUGUGCUCACCGGCGGUGGCUUCCUCUCCGACUUCCCUGUUCUCCGUGAGGGCCCGGCGCUGCCGCGCUGCAUGGACACGGUGUACGAUGAUGUGCUGGCUGGCGACGCGUUCUGUGGGCCGCCGAUGCCGCCCGCUGCCACAGGAUUUGACAGAGAAGCAAAGGAGGACGUCGCUGGUGCGGGUGCGGCGCAGGAGUACACGGCGUGGUCGGUGACGGCGGCGGCAAACGCGGGGCUUGCGUGCUUCUCGUUGGGCCUGCGGCGCCGUAGUCCUUUGGAGUGGGCACGCGAAAAUGAGUGGCGUGACGGACCUGCGUUACGUGACAUGCAAAUAAGCCCGCUGAUGAUCGGUGAGGCGACAACAGCGUGGUCGGGGCGAGGCGGCGGCGGCUCUUUCAUCGGCUCCAAUAUAAUCGAGGAAGGGGAGCUGCUGCACGAUCCGACGGGACUCGUGGCGAGUCGAGACUCGAGCGUCGCUGGGGCGUUACCGCGCUCCACAAUUGCUGGCGGCUCGUCCGUCGGCGCCCCGCGACCGUUGUUAGAGACGCUGACCUUACGCGGUGAGGUGGAGGUGAAGCUGUCACGGAAGGAGGGCGAGGAGUGGCACAUUUCUCUCCCUCCACCACAUGGAACUUUUUCCUUUGCGAUGGGACCCAAUCGGGAGCUCAUGACGGUGGCGCGCCGGAACUUCUAUUGCGAAUAG
Molecule: messenger RNA, 1339 nt
Organism: Leptomonas pyrrhocoris
Lineage: Eukaryota; Euglenozoa; Kinetoplastea; Trypanosomatida; Trypanosomatidae
Exons: 1
Coding region: 146-1339 (397 amino acids)
Source: RefSeq, a predicted model, not a curated record